CUUAUAGAGAAAUACAUGUGGGUCCAUAGCUAAAAUGUUGCUAGCAAUAUUGACCAGAAGAUUUAUCAGUAGAAGGGGAUUUGAUCAGAGUAACGGUAUAUGUCACAACCUUGGUCAGAUACAAUUAUCUACUCCUGUCAGCUCCAAGAAAAAAAAAAUGAAGAAACUGACGCAAGAAGAAAGGGAUCUACUUUUGAAUCCUUUGUUAGAAAAUGGAUGGACUUUGAAAACAGAACGAGAUGCCAUUUAUAAAGAAUUUAUAUUUAAAAAUUUCAAUGAAGCUUUUGGAUUUAUGACACGGAUAGCUCUACAAUCGGAGAAAAUGAAUCAUCAUCCAGAAUGGUUUAAUGUUUAUAAUAAAGUAAACAUGACUUUAUCUACUCAUGAUGUUAAUGGAUUAUCACAGAAAGAUGUCGAUUUAGCAACAUUUGUUGAGAAUGCUGCUAAGGGUUACAAUAAUUAAUUUAUUUUAAGAUUGAUGCCCUAAUAUAAUCGUUGGAUCAAGAAACAAACAUAAAUAUAUAUAUAUAUAGCAAUUUUAAUGAUAUUUUUAAAAGAUUAUCUCACAUAAAAAAAAAAAAAAAAAAAAAAAACAUGUUAAAAUAUUUUAUUAUUUUUUAUUAUGAUUAAAAUAAUAAAGUUUGUUUAUGCAGUUAUCAAAUAAUUACAAUUAUUUCAUGCGUUUAGAUAAUAAAUUAAGAAUUUGAAACUUUCAAAUUAUUCCAAUGCUUUUCAAAUUACAUGCAUAUUUCGAUUUUAUAAAAUGCACCAAUCAACGAACACCUUUCAAAAAGAAUCUAAUGAUAAUUUUUUUUUUUUUUUUUCUUGAAACAAAAUUUAAAUAUACUUGCUUAGAAAAAUUGUAUAUAAUUUUUAUUGAUUAUAUGUUACAUUUUUAUUAUUAUUAUUCUGAUUGGUAUACAAAAUCGAAAUUAGAUCUUUUCGAUUAUAUAAACGAACUCUGUAUAUAUGAUUUUAUCUAGUGACGUACGUAUCAUGUAUUCACGUAUACAUCUCUAGAAAAGGAAAUAUACAUAUACCGUUAUUA
Molecule: messenger RNA, 1048 nt
Organism: Vespa crabro (European hornet)
Lineage: Eukaryota; Metazoa; Arthropoda; Insecta; Hymenoptera; Vespidae
Gene: Pcd
Product: probable pterin-4-alpha-carbinolamine dehydratase
Exons: 3
Coding region: 35-463 (142 amino acids)
Biological process (GO): tetrahydrobiopterin biosynthetic process
Molecular function (GO): 4-alpha-hydroxytetrahydrobiopterin dehydratase activity
Source: RefSeq, a predicted model, not a curated record